Guillardia theta CCMP2712 is the source of this 1061-nucleotide messenger RNA. RefSeq lists its product as hypothetical. Gene Ontology annotation, cellular component: nucleus. Bases 176 to 952 code for a protein of 258 amino acids. The record is from RefSeq and is a predicted model, not a curated record. Gene Ontology annotation, molecular function: DNA binding. Lineage: Eukaryota; Cryptophyceae; Pyrenomonadales; Geminigeraceae. The transcript has a single exon.
CCUGUCCCCAUCUUUCUGUUCACGAGACAAGUUUGACGGCAGCCCAACACUAUCGAACCUGCUUGCCGCUUCCUUCCCUGCUCUUUCGACUACUUACCGUGAGAGUCGAUCCCUUCCUGUCUUUUAAAGCUAUACGAGUGACAAAAUUUCGCCACUCUUCAAUACCGCCCCGAUCAUGCAUACCGGUAUCUGGCCAUGGCCUACGAACUCCCUCCUGGAAGAAGCUUUGUUGCACGUUGAGCAAAGUCUUGUAAGAACGACAAAGAUGAGGAGCUGGUCUUCUGUUUUGAAGCUGUCGACGGAGAACGAGCUGAUAAGCUCAGCAAGCAUAUCUGAAGAAGACGUGGAUGCUGAUGCAAAACCAUUUGCCUUUGCUGAAGCUCCCAAACGGAGGCACGUCUGGACUGAAUCUGCUCGAGAGCAGCACAAGCAAGCUUGCAAGGCUAAGGGGAAACUUACCCUCGGACAAAAACUUGAGAUUGUGCGUAGGCAUGAAGCCAGAGACCCUGAGGAUCACAAGACCCAAGCACAACUUGCUGCAAUGUUUGGAAAGAGCAGAUCAGCAAUUUCAAAGAUUCUUCGUCCAGAAAAUAUCUCCAAAUUGAAGAAGAUUUCGGAUACUGGAAUUCACCCCGGUGUCAAGAGAUUCUCGCCCGCACAGCACCCUGAGCUUGAGAAAAGGAUGCAUCAAUUCGCCCUUGAGGCUGCCAGCAGGGGAGUCUGCAGAAGGGCACAACUCUGCAAAUGCGCAGAAACCAUUGCGAAGGAAAUGGGCAUCUCCAACUUUCGGGCAACUCAUGGAUGGUAUUCGAGAUUCGUCAGGCGCCAUGGUUUGGCAAAAUCACCGAGGGAAAGCGCGACAUCGCCAGUGCUGACGGCAACUGCCUCGAACGAAAUGGAUCUGGUCAGGGGGAAUAGCUCUUCAUCGAUAUCUACAGUUGGUGAUGAGUGAAGACUGGACGGAGAUCUCUUCUGUUAUGAACGUAACUGCUCUUUCUGUAAAAUGAUGCCGGAAAGUACUAUCGUUUUUCUCUUUGAUAUAUAAAGAUUUGUCCUAAAUC